AUGGAAGAUCUUCAGGUGGCAGAAAGUAGCCCUCCAAUGCUUUCAUUCAUCUCUCAAACAGGUCCCAAGAUCCAGGACCCGAAAUUAAAGAAGCUCGUCCGCCAGAACGCCCGUAAUCAUGUGUCGCGACAGAAAGGAACACAUGUUGACCCUAAACCUCUGCAAUUUCGACUUCUUGUACCGGAUUCAUUCAGCUUCACUCCAUCAUCGGAGUCUCAGAUACUCCUAGAAGAGGUCAAUGUAGGGGAUCAGAUACCUGGCGCGGAUGUAAUUGAGAAUGGUGAGAGCGAGAUGGAGAAAUGGAAUUCGAUCCUCAACGCUGGGCCAUCGUCGGCCAUUCUUACCGAGCCCCAAGAAGAAGAUCUAUCUCGCAAUAUGUCUGGACAGGACGCUGGAACAUAUGGAAAUCCAGCAGGGGUCAGACAUUUAGAGCUAUCGACAAGGCAGCAACUGGGCAGAACUAGGAAACCCAAAACCAAGACUGGGUGUCUGACAUGCAAAACUAGACAUCUCAAAUGCGAUGAAUCCAAGCCUAGCUGUCUGCGGUGUUUGAAAAGUACUGGGACGUGUACCGGCUACGCAAAAGUACCAUCGACAAGAAUUGAUCACCGCGCCAUCAUUGCCCGUCCCAGUGUCUUAAUUCAACAGCCUACUCAAAAAGCCUUCUUGAACGACGAGAAAGAAUCGUACUUCUUUAAGAUCUUCCAAAGCCAGACAGCUGCCGAUCUAUCAGGAGUUUACAAGUCAACCUUUUGGGAUCACAUCCUGAUUCGGGAGUCGACACAUCAAAACUCCGUCAUGUCAGGAAUAAUUAGUAUUGCUGCUCUCAAUGAAUCCGUGAAGUCCGCCGAACUUGCCCGAUCGGCAACCGACUCUAACAAGGUCGCUUGGCAAGCUGAAGCUAAAAAUCAACGAGAGUAUGCUUUAGAGCAAUAUGACAAAGCUAUCAGAGGCAUGCGAACAAUCACAACAGACAGCAACUCUUACCUGAGGAAGAUGCUGAUCUCCACUCUCUUGGUCUUCGUUUUUGAAACGAUCCAUGCCCAGCCCGACGUAGCUUUCUGGCACGCGAUGAUCGGAGAUCGGAUGCUGUGUUCUUGGGUGACCGAGCAGUGGGCCAACAGGAACUCUCGUCGUCGCGGUAUUGCUUCUCCAGCAACAAGUAUACUUGAAGAUGAGAUUCUUCUCAUAUUUUGUCGGUUCGACACUCAGUUUCUCACUUUUGUGGAAACCAGAGGGCAUCAAGUACACAUCAAUGGGAUGCGGGACGGCACACCUGCUGUUCAAGAAAUGCCACUGGUGUUCUCGGACCUUGCUGAAGCGACCACAUAUUGGGAACUUGUCCUCAGACGGUCUUGCCACUUCAUCAUGUACGGAGCCGUACGAACAAAAUCGAGAACGCUGCAGAAGGACACUCCGAGCACGCUAGGGGGAAGAACAAUUGAAAUCAACGCCGAAAAUUCUAUAUAUGGCUCCCCAUUCCUAGUACCGGAUGGCUUCAUCCAGGAACAAGCGGAGAAAAUGAACGACAUCGAUCGUUGGUCAGCAUCGUUUCACAAACUCCUCGCCAAUGGGAAGAGUGCUUCUCCGGGUCUGCGAGAGGUCGCAAACAUCGCGCUACUCCGUAUGACCAGUCUCAGUAUCAAAGUCGCAGUCGCAGGCACAACUUUCACGAACGAGACCUCUUAUGAUGAGUUUCUGCCUCAAUUCACCGAAAUAGUAUCUUUGGCUCGGCAGGUAACAGACAAUCUGCUCGUAAUAUCAAACAACAAGCCAGCAUACCACUUUCACACGAGUGUCGUACCACCACUCUUCAUCGUUCUAUUGAGGUGUAGGGAUCGAGCCGUGCGGCGGGAGGCUAUCGAAAUUCUGAGGAUGCAGCAGCAUGAUGGCCCUUGGGAUCGAUUUAUGAUUGCGAGCAUUGGGAGCUGGAUAAUGGAAAUUGAGGAGCAAGGCUGGGAUGGUGUUGGUACCAUUCCGGAGGGGUCGAGGGUCCAACUUUCAAUGGUUAAGAUCGGUCUGGAGGAUCGAAGCGUGAUGGUGCAAUGUGUUCGUCGGAGAGUUUGUGAUGUUGGUGGAGGAAAUCAGCCGCAGGAGCCGGGUCUCACAUGGAUUGAGACAGUGAUUCGUGCAUGGUAA
Messenger RNA from Cadophora gregata, 2139 nucleotides. RefSeq lists its product as uncharacterized. The transcript has 2 exons. The coding region runs from base 1 to 2139 and encodes 712 amino acids. The record is from RefSeq and is a predicted model, not a curated record. Gene Ontology annotation, biological process: regulation of DNA-templated transcription. Gene Ontology annotation, molecular function: DNA-binding transcription factor activity, RNA polymerase II-specific; zinc ion binding. Lineage: Eukaryota; Fungi; Ascomycota; Leotiomycetes; Helotiales; Ploettnerulaceae.